AUGGACAGGCUAAUAUCAGGCAGAAUUACCGAACUGGAGAUCAAGCAUUCGAAUAUGCCACCAUACAUACAGCGUGCCAUGAUUUUGGUGGCAUUGGAAGUGGCCGAGGCCGAUAUGCCAAAGGAGUGGAUCGCUGAAACACUGGCGAAUCGGAUAGAGAGCACCUUCGGUGGCACCUGGGUGUGCCUCGUACGAACCAACUCUGAUACGUACAUCGCUCACGGAGACGGUUACUAUUUUUCGUUUGUGAUGAAUGGCAUACUGUUUGACAUAUAUGAAUUGUAUGUACACUAA
This is a messenger RNA of Soboliphyme baturini, 294 nucleotides long. Lineage: Eukaryota; Metazoa; Nematoda; Enoplea; Dioctophymatida; Soboliphymatidae. The record is from the annotation of a GenBank genome assembly.